AUGCCUCCCUCCCUGCUCUCCCUCCCCUCCUUGAACUCUCCCCCCCUCCCUCCCCUCUCCCCCUUCUCUUCCCCGCGACUCGCGGCCAGCACGCUGUAUCCUCAUGACCCUGAACCCAGCGCGAAUAUUCGCCCACCAUUCACCGGCAUUCUCAGCAGCAACAGCAGCAUCAACCCGCCCUUUUACAACUGGAACCUCGUUCGUCUCAUCUACUGCGACGGUGGCGGCUACGCGGGCACGGCAGGGCGGCUGGAAGUUGGGAGCAAUGGCACGGCGAUUUACCUGGAUGGGUGGAACAUCGUUCAAGCUGUGAUAGAGGAUCUGAAAUCCAAGCGGGGAAUCAAAUCGGCAGCGCAGAUCCUUCUGACGGGCAGCUCAGCGGGUGGCCAAGCAGUUGUGGCUCUCUGCGAUCGCAUCGCUGCCGCCUUCCCCUGGGCGGCAACCAAAUGCAUCUCCGACUCGGGCUUCUUUAUUGACUCCAAGGAUAGAGUGGGCGGCUACACGUGGCGCAACGGUGUGAAGAGCAUUGUUGCCCUGCACAAGCCCAGCUGGCCUGUUUGCCAAGAUGGUGAGCUGCGAUGCAUGGCUGUUCAAAAAUGCGAGCAGAGCGGUUACAUGGUUACCACGUGGCGCAACGGUGUGAAGAGCAUUGUUGCCCUGCACAAGCCCAGCUGGCCUGUUUGCCAAGAUGGUGAGCAAAAAGGGGAAUAG
Messenger RNA from Closterium sp. Yama58-4, 711 nucleotides. The record is from the annotation of a GenBank genome assembly. NCBI's taxonomy places the organism in Eukaryota, Viridiplantae, Streptophyta, Zygnematophyceae, Desmidiales, Closteriaceae.